AAUUCCCGUAAAUCAGUCCAAGAACGAAACAGCUUUAAAGACAAUCCGCCAAACUUCUUCUUCUUCAUUCCAAAACUUCCACUUCCACUUCCACUCACAUUCACUCAUGGCUGAACCAAAUGCAAAUCCAAAGCGUCACUUUCGUUUCACCAUCUUCAUGUUUGCUACUUUUCUAUGCUUCUUUCGUGGCAAGUCAUCUCAGUUUGGCCUGUACAACAGUGGGCUGCAGCUUAACGAAGACGAUAAUGAAGCGAACAUGGCUCAUACCAGGCCUCAAAAUUCCAGGAGUUGUGACUAUACGGCUGGUAAAUGGGUUUAUGAUCCUUCUUAUCCUCUUUAUGACACCACUUGCCCUUAUCUUAGUCGUGGAGUCAACUGCCAGAAAAAUGGACGUCCGGAUUCUGAAUAUCAGAAGUGGAAGUGGAAGCCGCAUUCUUGUUCAAUUCCAAGGUUUGAUGCACUGAAAUUUCUGGCAAAGGUGAGAAGGAAAAGGGUAAUGCUUGUGGGGGACUCUAUAAUGAGGAACCAGUGGGAAUCUCUAGUCUGCUUAGUGCAGGGAGUUGUUCCAACCGGGCGAAAGAAGGUGACAUAUAAUGGGAUUUCCAUGGCCUUUCAUGCUUUGGAUUUUGAUACCUCGAUUGAGUUUUGUUGGGCGCCACUUCUAGUGGAAUUGAAGAAAGGACCUGAAAACAAGAGAAUCCUUCAUUUGGAUUUGAUUGAAGAGAAUGCAAGAUACUGGAGAGGGGUCGACAUUCUUGUGUUUGAUUCGGCUCACUGGUGGACUCACCCUGUCAAGAAGUCGUGGGACUUCUACAUGGAGGGACAUUCUUUGUUUAGAAAUAUAAAUAACAUGGUUGCUUAUCAAAAGGGACUCACUACAUGGGCAAAAUGGGUUGAUCUGAAUCUAGAUCCUCGGCAAACCAGAGUUAUUUUUCGAAGCAUCUCACCCCAGCAUAACAGGGAAAAUGGUUGGAAAUGUUACAAUCAGAAGACACCUUUGCCUUAUAUCAGUCAUCAAUAUGUUCCCGAGACACUACUAGUACUUAAAGAGGUGCUGAGAAGAAUGAGAUUUCCUGUGUAUUUGCAAGAUAUUACGACAAUUUCAGCUUUCCGUAGAGAUGGGCACCCGUCUGUGUACCGUAGGGUGAUGAAUCAAGAAAGGCAGCAGCACCCCACAGACUUCUCGUCCGACUGCAGCCACUGGUGCCUUCCUGGAGUGCCGGAUAUCUGGAAUGAGAUGCUAAGUGCAAUGCUGAAAAAUACCCUCUUGGUAGAAUAACGGUUCUACAAAACUUUAGACUUUGUUUGGGUUGGCCUUGAGUCUGUAAAUAAGUUAUGGUACUUCAGUUUUUGAGUGUUUUAAGAAGAUUUUAUCAGAUGCUGAGUGAAUGAUAUGUGUAGGCAGGAUACCUUUACUUGCCACAAAUUUCUGACUGCACCUCUCACAAUUUUCUUUGUUGCCUUAUGAAAAACUACAUGUUGAAAAGUUGAAAUUACUUAAAUAAAGCAGUGAUUGAAGAGAA
This is a messenger RNA of Mangifera indica (mango), 1523 nucleotides long. RefSeq names its product protein trichome birefringence-like 36. Gene Ontology annotation, molecular function: O-acetyltransferase activity. NCBI's taxonomy places the organism in Eukaryota, Viridiplantae, Streptophyta, Magnoliopsida, Sapindales, Anacardiaceae. Gene Ontology annotation, cellular component: Golgi apparatus. The record is from RefSeq and is a predicted model, not a curated record. The coding region runs from base 107 to 1279 and encodes 390 amino acids. The transcript has 5 exons.